CAUAAUGGGCACCUACUCCCAAGUGGCCUUGCCUCAGAGUACAGGCAGUGCAUUGCCUGUGGAGGGCAGAGGGAGCCAACUGCCUAGUCUGAAAUUCCUAGCCAUGAUCUCAGGCAAAGCUAAACACUCUUUAUGAAGAUGUGUAAGUCCACCAUCAACUUGCCCUGAGUCUCCAUUCCUGGGAUGUAGAGAAGGAAGGAAGUUGGCUAUAUAAUCAUCACCAACGAGAAGAGUUGCUGAGUGCUCCUAGGGUCCAUUUUCCCACACAGACACUCAACUGUGUGGCAAAAACAGAGGAAGAACCAAAGCGUUAAAAGAUCAUUGAUGUGCACUGAAGAAGGAGUCACUGCCCUCAGACACUGCCUCCUUCCAUGCCAAGAACUCGCUUCUCACCAUGAAGCUGCUGUUUCUUCUCUUUCUCCUUCUUAUAUGUUUUACGCAGAUAGGAUCAGGGCGCAGAGGAAAUUUGAAAUUUCGUCAGUGUGAGAAAAUGGGUGGCAUGUGCAAGUAUCAAAAAACCCAUGGAUGCUCCAUCCUGCCUGCAGAAUGCAAAAGUCGAUACAAACACUGCUGUAGGGUUUAAGGGCAGCUCACUGACAUGUGAGAUUCAGCAUGAGAGUAGGCACCUGCUCUGAUUUCUGAGUAAUAAAGACAUCAUAAUGCACA
Molecule: messenger RNA, 666 nt
Organism: Peromyscus eremicus (cactus mouse)
Lineage: Eukaryota; Metazoa; Chordata; Mammalia; Rodentia; Cricetidae
Product: beta-defensin 33-like
Exons: 4
Coding region: 395-583 (62 amino acids)
Biological process (GO): defense response to bacterium; cell chemotaxis
Molecular function (GO): chemoattractant activity; CCR6 chemokine receptor binding
Source: RefSeq, a predicted model, not a curated record